UUAUCCUUCACUUUCUAAUUCACUGCUCCUGCCUUAUUCUUUGGCAACCUCAAUACUGACUGUCAAUCUAAUUCUAUUAGCUAGGGCCCUUCUCUCUUAUAUUUCUCUACUUCUUCUCGUCCCUUUCUCAUCUUGCUAUUCUCCCUGAAUAGCUUCCCUGUAUGCUGCUUUGGCUAUUAAUCCGCCGGAGGGAUUAAUUUGAAGGCAGCAUGGCGGAGGAAAUUCUUAUUGACAAAACUGUCUUCUUCAACCGUCUUUCAAGUUUUUACGCAUCAUGGAAGACGGAUCGGCGCUCUGGAAAUGCCAUCUUUGGUGGAGUUGGAUCUAUCGUCAUAUUGAUGGGCAAGACAGAUGAAGCAAAUUCUUUCCAGAAGAAUAAUGCGAUUCAUUUCUGGCUCCUCGGAUACGAGUUUCCUGGUACCCUUUUUAUCUUCACCACAGAGGCAAUGUACAUUGUAACCACCGCGAAGAAAGCAAAACAUCUAGAAGUUCUGAAAGAUGGCAAGAUUCCGGUGGAAAUCUUGGUUAUCUCCAAGGACCCCGAGCAAAAAUCGAGAGUCUUUGAUAAGUGCUUGGAUGUGAUAAAAUCUUCUAGCAAAAAGGUCGGCUUAAUACCAAAAGAUACGACAUCAGGGCCCUUUGCAGAUGACUGGAAGCGCGCAUUUGCGGAUUUGUCCAAGGAAGUUGAAGAGAUCGAUAUUUCUCCGGCUCUUUCACAUGCUGCUUUUUCCGUGAAGGACCCCGAAGAAUUAGUAUCUAUACGGAAUGCUUCGCGAGCGUGCAGCGGCCUUAUGUCCGAAUACUUUGUCGACGAGAUGUCGCAACUGCUUGACGAGGAGAAACAGAUGACACACAAAGCUUUAGCAGCAAAGAUCGACGCAAAAAUUGACGACUCCAAGUUCUUCAAUAAGUUGGCCAAAUUGCCAUCAGAGUUCGAUGCGCAACAGAUUGACUGGGCUUAUGGCCCUGUUAUUCAGAGUGGUGGAAAAUAUGACCUCAAACUCACAGCCACAUCUGACAGUAACAAUCUUCAGCCCGGCAUCAUCAUCGCAGGAUUCGGAAUUCGCUACAAAACUUAUAGCUCAAUUAUCGCACGAACAUAUCUUGUGGACCCAACCAAGUCUCAAGAAGCAAAUUAUACUUUGCUAUUGACAGUUUAUGAGGCUAUCAUGAAGGAUGUUCGAGACGGCGCUAUCGCGAGAGAUCUAUACAACAAAGCUCUGGGAAUAGUGCGCUCCAAGAAGCCUGAGCUUGAGAAACAUUUCGUCAAAAGUGUCGGUGCUGGGAUUGGAAUCGAGCUCCGAGAUGCGAAUAUGGUUCUUAAUGGGAAGAACAAUCGGGUUCUGAGGAGCGGCAUGACUCUUUCUGUCAGUGUUGGAUUUACAGACGUGCAUAACGCAGAUUCCAACGAUAAGGGCUCCAUCUAUUCAAUGGUGAUCACCGACACUGUCCGGGUGGGUGAGAGUGGCCCUCAUGUUUUCACCAAGGAAGCAGGCAUGGAUAUGGAUUCCGUCUCAUUCUAUUUUGGUGAUGAUGAAGAAGAACAAAGGCCGUCGAAGGAAAAGAAAGAACCGAAAUCUAGCGCCCUUGCUAGCAGAAAUAUCACCCGGACUAAGCUUCGUGCUGAACGACCUACCCAGGUUAGCGAAGGCGCAGAAGCACGUCGUCGCGAGCAUCAAAAAGAGCUUGCGUCUAAAAAGACAAAAGAAGGCCUAGACCGCUUUGCUGGUACAACUGGCGAUGAAAAUGGUGUCAUACAGAAGAAAUUCAAACGAUUUGAGUCCUAUAAGCGGGACAACCAGCUUCCCACCAAGGUGAAGGACUUGACAGUGUACGUUGACCACAAGGCGGCGACAGUGAUUGUUCCAAUAAUGGGACGCCCGGUGCCUUUCCACAUCAAUACGAUCAAAAAUGCGAGCAAAAGCGACGAAGGAGAAUACGCCUAUCUCCGAAUAAAUUUCUUGUCUCCAGGUCAAGGUGUGGGUAGAAAGGAUGAUCAGCCUUUCGAGGAUCUUUCAGCGCACUUCUUAAGAAACUUGACUUUGAGAUCCAAGGAAAAUGAGAGAUUUGCCCAAAUCGCUCAAGACAUCACAGAGCUCCGCAAAACUGCACUGAGGCGCGAGCAAGAAAAGAAGGAGAUGGAAGACGUGGUUGAACAGGACAAGCUUGUGGAAAUUCGCAACCGCCGUCCCAUCAAACUUCCUGAUGUUUACCUUAGACCACAACUUGAUGGAAAACGUGUUCCAGGAGAAGUUGAAAUACAUCAGAAUGGUCUACGCUAUAUGUCGCCCUUCCGCAAUGAACACGUUGAUGUUCUGUUCAGCAACGUCAAACACUUGUUCUUCCAGCCCUGCGCACACGAGCUAAUCGUUGUCAUUCAUGUUCACUUGAAGACCCCGAUCAUGAUCGGCAAGAAGAAGACCAGGGAUGUGCAGUUUUAUCGAGAGGCUACGGAAAUGCAGUUUGAUGAAACCGGUAACCGCAGACGCAAACAUCGGUACGGAGAUGAAGAGGAAUUCGAGGCAGAACAAGAGGAGAGGAGACGCCGAGCAGCUUUGGAUCGCGAAUUCAAAGCCUUUGCCGAAAAGAUUGCCGACGCCGGUAAAGAGGAGGGGGUUGAUGUUGAUAUUCCUUUCCGGGAAAUCGGUUUUACUGGAGUUCCGAACAGGUCAAACGUUUUGAUCCAACCCACUACCGAUGCUCUCGUUCAACUCACAGAGCCUCCGUUCCUAGUAAUCACCUUGAAUGAGGUUGAAAUUGCCCAUUUGGAAAGAGUUCAGUUUGGCCUCAAAAACUUCGAUCUGGUGUUUGUUUUCAAGGACUUCCACAGACAACCAGUUCAUAUCAAUACCAUUCCAGUUGAAUCCCUUGAGGGUGUUAAGGACUGGCUAGACUCGGUUGACAUAGCCUUCACGGAGGGUCCCCUCAAUUUGAACUGGACUACAAUCAUGAAAACAGUUGUCAGCGAUCCAUAUGGCUUUUUCGCCGAUGGUGGUUGGUCCUUCCUGGCGGCCGAGUCAGAUUCCGAAGAUCAAUCUGACGAAGAUGAGGAAUCCGCCUUCGAACUCUCCGAGUCCGAACUAGCCGCGGCAGAUGAGAGUUCGGAAGAUGACAGUGAGUUUGAUGAUGAUGCCAGUGCAGAUGCUAGUGAAGACUUUAGCGGGGAUGAAGAAAGCGGUGAAGACUGGGAUGAGCUGGAAGAGAAAGCAAAGAAAAAGGAUAAAGAAAGUGGUCUAGAUGAUGCUGACCGGAAUAAGAAGCGAAAGCGGUGAGUUGUUGUAUAUUGGUCUCUAUUUUGAAGUAAACCUGCUAUCACAUCGUG
Molecule: messenger RNA, 3322 nt
Organism: Penicilliopsis zonata CBS 506.65
Lineage: Eukaryota; Fungi; Ascomycota; Eurotiomycetes; Eurotiales; Aspergillaceae
Exons: 7
Coding region: 210-3272 (1020 amino acids)
Biological process (GO): positive regulation of transcription elongation by RNA polymerase II; transcription elongation by RNA polymerase II
Cellular component (GO): FACT complex
Molecular function (GO): nucleosome binding
Source: RefSeq, a predicted model, not a curated record